This is a messenger RNA of Suillus bovinus, 1061 nucleotides long. RefSeq names its product dolichol-phosphate mannosyltransferase. Gene Ontology annotation, molecular function: dolichyl-phosphate beta-D-mannosyltransferase activity. Bases 89 to 871 code for a protein of 260 amino acids. The transcript has 6 exons. NCBI's taxonomy places the organism in Eukaryota, Fungi, Basidiomycota, Agaricomycetes, Boletales, Suillaceae. The record is from RefSeq and is a predicted model, not a curated record. Gene Ontology annotation, cellular component: endoplasmic reticulum membrane. Gene Ontology annotation, biological process: GPI anchor biosynthetic process; protein O-linked glycosylation via mannose.
CGAUGCUGGAAACUCGCACGCUAACUGCCAUCAAGUUACAAAACUACAAAUUUAAUGAACCCUUUCGCCAGCCCAGUGUCGCUUGAAGAUGCAAGGUCAAUAUAACACGCCAAAUACUCACAAGUAUUCUGUUAUUCUACCAACCUACAAUGAGCGCAAGAACCUCCCAAUUAUUAUCUGGUUGCUGGUGAAGGUCUUCGAGGAACACCAGCUUGCUUGGGAGAUCAUCAUCGUAGACGAUGCGAGUCCGGAUGGGACGCAAGAUGUAGCCAUUGAAAUGGCAAGGGCUUAUGGCGAGGACAAAAUAUUGCUCAAACCACGGGCAGGGAAACUUGGACUCGGGACUGCAUAUAUCCAUGGGCUCGACUUCUGCACUGGUGACUUUGUGAUAAUAAUGGAUGCCGACUUUUCGCAUCAUGUACGUGCUUCAACAUCCUUUGACGAACAAGUUCUGAUAUUACAACAAGCACACAACCUCGACAUUGUGACGGGAACGCGAUAUCGCUCAACAUCCACUCCAUACCUUGCUGAAGCUCAGCCUGGUGGUGUGCACGGCUGGGACUUGAAGCGCAAAUUAGUCUCACGAGGGGCAAAUUUCCUGGCUGCCACUAUGCUGAACCCCGGAGUAAGCGACCUAACCGGCAGUUUUAGACUGUACCGGCUGCCCGUACUUCGGCAUAUCAUUUCACUGACACAGUCCAGGGGGUACGUGUUCCAGAUGGAGAUGAUGGUGAGAGCACGGGCGCUGGGGUAUACCGUUGGCGAGGUACCAAUUACUUUUGUGGAUCGGAUAUUUGGAGAAAGCAAGCUCGGCGCGGAUGAGGUUGUGGGAUAUGCAAAAGGCGUGUGGCAGCUAUUCAAGUCGGUUUAAAGUACUACGAACAAUGCAUAAGCCUUGAUUAUACUGUGUUCCGUUUUUUAGAUGGUGAACUCGGAAUAAUCAUCAGAGUUUUUCAAUACUAUCCCUCACGGCUUCACCCUUAUAAUGGUUGUAUGUGUUACAUGCGAAUGAGAAUUAUGUGCUCCUGGUGUGGCUACAGGCAUUCACUAACUAGCCAUUA